UCGCCCAUAUGUUGUGUGCAAAGACUGCGAAUAGAGGCUUAAAUCUGUGCGAGAGGAGAAGUAUGGGAAGAGUCCAGCGAGACAUCUGGUGAUGGCCGCCAUGUAAAAUCAUGGGAUUUUUCUGGUGGGAUUUAUCCAUUGCUGUUAUGAUUAUUUGGCUCUUACGCUCAUAUGAUGUUUAUGUGUGCAUAAGCGGGGACGGUUCCAAUUCCACUCACAACAGCACGGGUUUAAGGAAGGAAGGCCUAAAUAGUGGGGAUUAUUCUCUCUCUCUCUUUCUCUCUCUCUCUCUCUCUCUCUCUCUUACCCUAUUUUUCAGCAUCAAAUGCUCUCCCUCUCAUUUAGUCCCUGUUGCUGUGAUGACCACAGGCAUGAGCACAGCAGGCGUUCAUCGAGGCUUCCUCAAGAAAUAUGGGGGCUUCAUGUUUAAGCAGUGGAAGGAGAAAUACAUUGUGCUGACCCUGGAGGGAAGCCUGUUGGUGUGCCGCGAUGCAGAGUCCCCUCCAGACCAGUUGGUGGCGUUACAAACCAACUGCGAGUCGAUUGUAGAGGGACGAGAAAUCCUCGACCUGCCCAAGUUGCCUCCAGGGGGCAGGAGGGACUGCUGCUUCGCCCUCAUCCUGCCACAGAACAAGUUCCUGCUGCUCCUCACUGAAAACCCAGAUGACUGCAAUAUGUGGCUGAACUUGAUCAGGAAAGUGAGAGAGGGUGUCAUGUCACCCCAGACACUUCAGAGACAGCGCAGCAUCACUCCCUGCAUCACCGACAGAGACCCCCUGCCCGACUCCUCCAGUGAUAAAGACCCCGGGUCACCCAGGGUUGGCGAGGGCACCCCUCCUUUUGUUCGAGUCCCUGAGCGGGGAGGCUCCUUAAGAGAGAGAAGCCACAGCAUAGGUCCGCUAUCAGGCAGUGGACCACGGCGGCCCCUGCGCAGCGUCUCUGUGGUCCCUCCUCAUCGCGUGUCAGAUUGUCUUCGCCAUGGCAACAGCAGCGAUGCCCGGGCAGUGAGGGCGGUGUGCCUGCUGAUGGGAGGGGCAGCGGCCUCCUCCGCUCUGGGCUACCUCACCUCCUGCCCCCCUUCCUCUCCCCUCGCCACCAGAGCCCCGGAGAUCGCCCACGGCACAGGGGGCUUCUCCGAGCUCCCCGCCGGAGGCUCCUUCCACGCCUGCAGCCAGGACGUGGACUCCCCUCACUUCAACAGCUUCGACUUCGAAGGAGACUCCGACUUUGAUGCAUUUGACUGUGGAGGAUUUGCUUUUUAGAAAGAGAGGGACCUUUUCUUCUCAUCAAAACCCUUGUGUUGGUUUUCCUUUAUAAUAUAAGGGCAUUAAUUAAUCACUCGUUUGUUAUCUAUGCGUCGAAUUUAUAAAUUAAUGAAGGUGUUCUUCCUGGCGUUAUGCCCAUGCUCCUCAGGUAAAUCAUUCAUGGUCUUGACUCCUCUGAACACUGUCUGUCUGUGUUGUAUCAGUCUUUCCAUGCCACAGGAUGACUUGAGGUUAACUGAGUGAGCGGCGUAAUGAUUCCAGACAGCCACACGGACGUUUUAGUCUUUUCACAGUUGUGUUUCUCCACUGCUUGUCUCAUUGCUGUGUUCAUUUUAUACUUUUUUUUAUCUGACCUCCGUGAACAUUUCCUCCUCAUCCACAUUCUCUCCAUUUCAUUGACGCUUUGCUCCCUUUGCCCUGCUUUCAGGAAUCACUCCCAUUAACCCACAUCUGCACAUAUCCUACAUGAAAUGCAGUCCAAAGGUGAGCUCUAAAUAAAUCCUGCUGUCACCAUGAA
Sebastes umbrosus (honeycomb rockfish) is the source of this 1782-nucleotide messenger RNA. RefSeq lists its product as uncharacterized. Gene Ontology annotation, cellular component: membrane. The record is from RefSeq and is a predicted model, not a curated record. Gene Ontology annotation, biological process: regulation of cell differentiation. NCBI's taxonomy places the organism in Eukaryota, Metazoa, Chordata, Actinopteri, Perciformes, Sebastidae. Bases 111 to 1262 code for a protein of 383 amino acids. The transcript has 5 exons.